AUGGAACCUAUUUCUAAUCAACCCAAUUUCAACUUUUCAUGUCCUGCGUUGGACGACUUGGAUUUUUGCAAAGACGUAUUUUGCAAUGAUCUUGAUGAUUGCUUUUAUUUAAACUGCGAUGAUAAUGAAAAUUCCAACACUUGUGAUGUAAAUUGCUGUGAUUCUCAAGUUGAUGAAAUUUGUUGUACCAAUGAUAAAUGUUUGGAACCAAAACUGGAACAACCACCAUCAUGUGAAAAGUCUGAACAUCUUGAGUGUUGCGAUGAUCCUCACUGUGAAUCAUAUAAUGUUUGUCAUUCUGAUUUAGGGGAUCUGUCCAGUGUUGUUUGUACAGAUCCUAAUUGCUCUGAAAUUGAUACUUGUUGUUCGUCAUUGCCACAACCGACACUCCCGUCUCAUCUGGAAAAUAAUUUAUGUCAACCACAACUUUCAAAGAGACCUAUAUUUGAAGAUUUAAUUACAAACGUACAUUUGAGUUGUAAACAAACGCAAGCAGAAGAAAUCAAUAGUGUUUAUCCUCCUAAGAAGAAAAUUAAACGUGAAUCCGAUUUCGAUAUUCAUUUCCCUCAUGAAUGCCAUCAAGAUUAUAAAAACCCAUUUACAGCUACCGCGACUACAAACCACCAGCUUCAUCAAUCGUGUUUCCAUACUACUAUACCCGAUAGAAAAAAUACAUCUUUAGAAUAUGAUGAGAAACUAAUGUCUGAUUUUGAUUUCGUGAUACAGUUUAAUAAUUUCAAUCAACUAUUAAAUACUGCAACAAAACAUGAGCAACAGGGGCAGCAUGAGCAACAGAAGCAACAGAAUCAAUUUGUGAAGGAGACUACAGAUUUCAAUCAAGUGUCAACCAAUAGACCUACACUGUAUUCAUGUCAAUGGGAAAAUUGUUUCAAAAGAUUGAAUAACAAUACAUUCCUUAAUCAUGUCAUUGAAGAUCAUUUAGAAAAAGAGGAAAUCGUCAAAUCAGAGAAUUCCAAUUAUCAAUGUGAAUGGAAUGAAUGUAAUUUUACUGAUAAUGAUUUUAAUUCUUUGAUAAAUCAUUUAAAAUCUCAUCAACCUUCCAACCUGGUAGAGACUACUGGUUGUUCAUCACUAUUGAAUAAUGUGACAAAUAACUAUGCAUUAACACCAUUAUCAUGUACAUUAUCUAAUGAUGCUUCACCUGUUGUUGCCUUGCAAAGUCCACAAGCUCCUGAUUUAAAUAUCACUUCGGUGAAAAUCGUGCCCAAAAAUAAAAGAAAAAGUUGCAAACCCAAAGUGAAGAAAGAGGAUCAAGAGAUGGAUUUAGAGCAUACUUGUAAUUGGCAGAUUGGUACUGAUGAUAAUGGUGAUCCAAUUUAUUGUAAUAUAAAACAUCAAUCACCUGGUGACUUGCAUAGUCAUUUACUCGAUGUCCAUAUUGGAUCAGGAAAACACGAAUAUCAUUGUUGUUGGCGUGGGUGUGAACGUCAUAAUGGGAAAGUUUUCACACAAAAACAGAAACUAAUUCGUCAUAUUCAUAUUCAUACUAAUUUUAAACCUUGUAAAUGUGAUAUUUGUGGAGCAUCAUUUGCAGUGGAAUCUGUAUUACAACAACAUUAUCGGGUUCAUUCAGGAGAAAAACCUUUCAAAUGUCCCAUUUGUGAUAAAACAUUUGCUACCAGUUCUUCAUUAUCAAUCCAUACUAGAGUGCAUACGGGGGAAAGACCAUUGGUUUGUAAAUGGCCCGGGUGUAAUAAACGGUUUAGUGAAAGUUCGAAUUUAGCUAAACAUAUGAGAAUCCAUACAAAGAAAUUUAAUUGUGAAGCAUGUGGACAAUCGUUUGAUAAGAAAGGAGUAUUUAAUCGACACGUUUUAGAACAUUCAGUUGAGAAAUAG
Molecule: messenger RNA, 1857 nt
Organism: Candida albicans SC5314
Lineage: Eukaryota; Fungi; Ascomycota; Pichiomycetes; Serinales; Debaryomycetaceae
Gene: CSR1
Product: Csr1p
Exons: 1
Coding region: 1-1857 (618 amino acids)
Biological process (GO): regulation of transcription by RNA polymerase II
Cellular component (GO): nucleus
Molecular function (GO): DNA-binding transcription factor activity, RNA polymerase II-specific; RNA polymerase II cis-regulatory region sequence-specific DNA binding
Source: RefSeq, a predicted model, not a curated record